Nannospalax galili (Upper Galilee mountains blind mole rat) is the source of this 2092-nucleotide messenger RNA. Its product is annotated as la-related protein 4-like. Lineage: Eukaryota; Metazoa; Chordata; Mammalia; Rodentia; Spalacidae. The record is from RefSeq and is a predicted model, not a curated record. Gene Ontology annotation, cellular component: cytoplasmic stress granule; cytosol. Gene Ontology annotation, molecular function: mRNA 3'-UTR binding. Gene Ontology annotation, biological process: positive regulation of translation.
AUAAUACAGAACUUUCAGAAGAUAUGUGUAAGGAAUAUGAAGAAAUGUAUUCUCCAUCUUGUGAGGCCACAAGAAAUACUACAGGCAUUGAAGAAUCAACUGAUGGAAUGAUUUUAGGACCUGAUGAUUUGAGUUACCAAAUAUAUGCUGUUUCUGGAGAAAGCAGUUCAACAGUUUCUACAGAAGAUUUAAGAGAAUGUCUGAAAACAGAGUUCUGUUUCUCACGAGAAAAUUUAUCGAAGGAUCUUUACUUGAUAUCAAUGGAUAGUGAUCAGUUUGUCCCAAUAUGGACAGUUGCCAACAUGGAAGAAAUAAAAAAGUUGACCACAGAUCCAGAUCUAAUUCUUGAAGUACUAAGAUCUUCUCCUAUGGUACAAGUCGAUGAGAAUGGUGAGAAGGUGAGACCAAGUCAUAAGCGUUGUAUUGUAAUUCUCAGAGAAAUUCCUGAAACAACACCAGUAGAGGAAGUGAAAGCUUUAUUUAAAAAUGAAAACUGUCCCAAAGUGCUAAGCUGUGAGUUUGCACACAACAGUAACUGGUAUAUCACUUUCCAAUCAGACACAGAUGCACAGCAGGCUUUUAAAUACUUACGUGAAGAAGGUAAAACAUUUCAGGGCAAGCUAAUCAUAGCGAGGAUAAAAGCCAUCAAUACAUUCUUUGCUAAGAAUGGUUAUCGAUUAAUGGAUUCUAGUAUGUAUACUCAACCCAUUCAGACUCAAGCCCAAUAUCCCUCACCAGUCUUUAUGCAGCCUGUGUAUAACCCUCACCACCAGUACUCAGUCUGUAGUAUUGUGCCUCAGUCUUGGUCUCCAAGUCCUACACCUUACUUUGAAACACCGCUGGCUCCCUUCCCUAAUGGUAGUUUUGUGAAUGGCUUUAAUUCGCCGGGAUCUUAUAAAACAAAUGCUGCUGCUAUGAAUAUGAGUCGACCAUUCCAAAAAACUCGUGUGAAGCCUCAUUUUAGGUCAUCCAGUGGUUCAGAACACUCAACAGAGGGCUCUGUGUCACUGGGGGACGGACCGUUGAACAGAUCUAGUUCAAGGAACUUUCUACCUGAACGGCAGAGCUCCACAGUAACAGGUCAUCAAGAACAAACUGUUCCAAAGGAGGCCCCCACUUUACAGAUGGAACAAAAUGGGGACUAUGGUAGAGGCAGGCGAACUCUUUUCAGAGGUCGAAGAUGGAGAGAUGAUAGGAUCCCAAGACCCCCUCCUUCAACAACUGAUAUAAAGACUCCAACACCAAAGUUUGACUUACUAGUUUCAAAUUUUCCUCCAUCACCUGGAAGUUCAUCAAGAAUGCCAGAUGAACUUGUUUUGGAUAAUCGAGUGUCUGAUAUCAUUAAAACUGUCUACAAAGAAAAGGACAAUGAAGACUUGAAAAUUAGUUGCCCAGUAUCUACAGAGGAUGAACAGACAGACUGUGCAUCUGCCCAGCAACUCAGUAUGAGUACCAGUCCUCCGUGUGCAGCUCAGCUUCCUGCAUCAAGCACAACUCAACAAGAAAAAGAGGAUUCCAUCAUUCAGAAGAAUGUUCUCAAUCAGAUGACAGUACCAGAACCUCGAAAGUUAAGUUAUGCUGAAGUGUGCCAGAAGCCCCCUAAAGAGCCAUUUCCAGUUCUUGUACAACCACUGCGGGAACUUCGCUCCAAUGUCGUGUCUCCCACCAAAAAUGAAGAGAAUGGAGCUCCUGAAAAGUCUGUUGAGAAGCAACACACAGAAACAAGGGCUAGUAGGGAUUAUUCUGGCUUCCGAGGCAAUACCAUUCCCAGGGGAGCAGCUGGAAAAAUCAGGGAACAGAGACGCCAGCUUAGCCACAGGGCUGUACCUCAGGGAGUGACUCGGCGCAAUGGCAAAGAGCAGUGCAUGCCGCCCAGAUCACCAAAGUAAAAACACAGCAGAACUAUUCAGACACUUCUUUCUUCCCACUAAACUUGAGCCUAUAUUGAACUGUUCUGGAGAGGAGGGAGUAGACAGGAAAGAAAUGGAAAGUAUGUUCUUAAAUCAUUAUGGAUUUUGGAAUUGUGAGUAGUAGGAUCCCAAAAUUCAUCUCUAAAGUGAUUUUUUAAAUGCUGGAGGAUUUUAAUCAGUAU